AAAUAAGCUACAAUAUAAAAUAAACGAUAUCAGCGGCCUUCUGUACGAUUAUCACGUACCUCCUAUAGCAUUCAUUCAUUGACAAUAACAAAUAAUUUGAGAAUCAAAACAAACGAGAAGAUAAUUUUAGCAGCAAAAACCUCAUUAUUCGUCUCUUUUCCGUCAGUUCAUUCAAAACUAUCGACAGAAUUUAGUGAAUUUUAACAUUCUGUGUGCCAUAAUUGACAAAUUUUUGAAAAAUUUAAACAAAAAAGGCUGAAAAACGAGUUUAAGACACGUAAUUAUUAUCAAAACUCUUGGUCGGUGCGAUAAGAGAUAAAUAUUCACUUGAAGCACGUCAAUCAUUUCACAAGUGUUUUUAUCAUUUUUAUGGUUUUAUUGGAAUAUUUUAAAAAUUACUAACAUCGUAAAAAAGGAUUAAUUGCUUAAAAAUGGAGCUUAAAGUUGUAUUUUUUGGUUUAUUUUUUAUUUUUGCUGAAACGAUGGCUGCAACGAAAAAUUUGACCGCUAUUCGAUGGGCUCAUGCUGUAAACUCACAACAACUGCUCGAUGAGUCGCUAAAUGGUCCCAUUGACAUGAUCGAAGCUGACAUUGUGCUUGGAACACUCACCAACAACGUCACAGCUCCCGAACAACCAGUCAUGGGACAUCCACCUGCCACAACCUCUGACAUCUCCUUAGACUCGUUCCUGCGUCAAAUUUUAGAGUUCAACAACAAAAACUCAUCGGCGACGAAAAAAGGCGUCAAACUCGAUUUCAAGUCGACCGAAGUUUUUAACGGAUCUCAAGCAUUACUGCGCGAACUCUGGCCUCUCAUGGACUAUCCGGUUUGGAUAAAUGCCGAUAUCCUCAGUGGACCAGUUAACAACACAGAAACACGUCCCGUGGAUGCCGACAUUUUCUUGCAAGCAUGCAAAAACUUCACAAAUGCCGUUCUUUCGAUCGGAUGGACAACGCGAUGGGGCAAAGAUUUCCGCGAUGGAACUUAUGAAACAGACCAAAUUGACACAAUGACAUCGGUUAUCCGGAAUAAUAGUGUGCCAAAUGACAUUACGUUCCCAAUUCGAGCUGGAAUAGCUGCCAAUAGCAAAUUAGAGCUGCAAAACUUGUAUUUGGACUUGAAUCGCACGAAUAAUGUGACGAUGACGGUGUGGUCUUCAGCUGGCGAUUACGUCGACGUGAAAAAGUUGAAAGAAUUGAUUCUCGCAUUCGGUGUCGACAAAGUUUACCUCGAUGUGCCAAAAGAAUUGGAAGAUAAACUCGAUCUCGGAAGCAGUGGCGCUUUGAAAUUAGGCAGUGGACUGAAGUGGAUGGGAUACGUCUUCCUCGCUUUGAAUGUUAUUGUUUACAAAAUGUUUUAUUAGACCUGAAAAAGUUUUAAGACGAAAAAUAUAAAGUUGAAAAGUA
Messenger RNA from Culicoides brevitarsis, 1407 nucleotides. Its product is annotated as protein FAM151B. The transcript is spliced from 4 exons. Bases 432 to 1364 code for a protein of 310 amino acids. NCBI's taxonomy places the organism in Eukaryota, Metazoa, Arthropoda, Insecta, Diptera, Ceratopogonidae. The record is from RefSeq and is a predicted model, not a curated record.